Messenger RNA from Chondrus crispus (carragheen), 1122 nucleotides. RefSeq lists its product as hypothetical. Gene Ontology annotation, cellular component: preribosome, large subunit precursor. The coding region runs from base 1 to 1122 and encodes 373 amino acids. The transcript has a single exon. Gene Ontology annotation, biological process: ribosomal large subunit biogenesis. Lineage: Eukaryota; Rhodophyta; Florideophyceae; Gigartinales; Gigartinaceae. The record is from RefSeq and is a predicted model, not a curated record.
AUGGCGUGUCGGUCGCGCCUGGUCGGCUUGGCAUCCCGCCGCGAGCACUACCGCUCAGACUGGCAUCGUGUGAACCUGAAGCGCAAGGUGGGCGGUCUGGGUCCCCUAAGCCAGGAGGAGCUCGCCAUCCGCGUGGCGGCGAUGCGCAGCGAGGAGGAGGGGAAGCAGCGCAAGCGCGAAACGAAGUUCUGCGGGCCGUGCUCGAAGAAGUUCUCGUCGGAGAAGGCGCUAGAGAACCACGUCAAGUCGCGGCGGCACCUGGAGCGCAUGCGCGUAUCAGGGGACGCGGGCUCUGUUGAGGUGUCGACGAUUGGCGGCUCGGACGAGGAGGAGGGGGAGGUGCGCGCGCAGGCGAGGGCGGCGGGCGUGGAGGAUGACACCGCUGUGCAGAUGGAGCUGGAGCGCAGGCUGGCGGAGAGCCGCGGGCUGGAGGGGCGGGAGUGCCUGUUUGAUGAGAGCGUGCACGAGAGCGUGGAGGAGAAUAUCAAGUACAUGGCGAAGCGGUACGGGUUCUUCGUGCCGUACGUAGAACGGCUGAAGGAUGUGGACGGGCUGAUGAGGUAUUUGGGGCAGAAAGUCGGAGUGGGGUACGCGUGCGUGGAGUGUGAUCGGGCGUUCGGGGCGGUGGCGGAUGCGCGGAAGCAUAUGAGGGACAAGGCGCACUGCAAGAUGACGGCAGACGAGGAGGACUGGAUGGCGGAGUAUGGGGAGUUUUACGAGUUUGAAGGGGACGACGGGUGGGAGGAGGUCGGCGAGGAGGAAGGGGCGGUCGUGGAUGUCGGUGGCGAGGUGGUGGAGCGCGAGGAGGUGAACGCGGAGGAGGUGGGGCUGGCGGUUAACGGCAAGGUGCUCGGGCACAGGUCGCUGCGCAGGUAUUACGAACAGAGCGCGGGCGGGCACGUGGACGAGCGCGCGGCCGUGGUGGCGAACAGGGUGAUGCGGGAAUACCGCCUGCUGGGGUGGGAGGGGAAGGGAAGGGACGCGGUCGCAGUCAAGAAGAUGCGGAGGGAGACUCGCAGGGAUCAACGGUUCCAGCUGUCGGUCGGCGGGCAGAACUACUACACGCGUAAGGCGCGGUUCAAGCAGAGCAUGGCGGUGUUCAACUCGGGGUACAGGGCGUGA